UUGGGUACUGUUGGAGGCAGGACAGUACUCUGGACGGUGAGAGUCUCGGCGUCUAUAGCCUUAGUCAGCUAGGCUACUGCCAAUCCCUGCUAAGCCCGGUACCUAAGCCCGGGUUAGAAAAACGGGAAGGUUGGCGUCUGGUCGGCGGCCGGCUGUAAAAACCCCUGCCAAAUCUGUAUGCAUGUCACGUCAAAUAAAUAAUGUAAAUGUUAGGGCGUCCCCUGCAGGCGACGCGCAGGUGCAGCACCCGGCGCCUGUGAGAAGUGGACUAGGGUUGUCGCACCACCCUGGGCGGGGGCGACGUAAGAAGCGAGUCCAGGUCAGGAGGCUACGAAUAGGGAGCUGGAAUGUAGGCACGAUGACAGGAAGAGGAGCAGAGCUUGCAAACAUACUACAGAAGAGGAGAAUUAACAUCGCGUGCCUACAGGAGACGAAAUGGAAAGGAACGAAGGCGAGAGAGUUGUCGGAUGGAUACAAGUUCUUCUACUGCGGGAAAGACGGGAAGAGAAACGGGGUGGGGAUUGUGUUGGAUAAGGAUUUAAAGAAUAAUAUAAUAGAAAUUAAUAGAGUCAGUGAUAGAAUAAUUUACAUAAGGAUUUUACUGGGCGACCUGGCGUUGACUAUUAUGAGCGUAUAUGCACCCCAAGCUGGAUGUGAUGAAAGGAUAAAGGAAAAGUUCUGGGAAGAAUUUGAUACCACCUUAAUGAAUGUACCCUCUGAUGAUCAGCUGGUUAUAGGAGGCGACUUCAAUGGGCAUGUUGGCAAGAAUAACCAUGACUACGAACGCGUACAUGGAGGUAAAGGAUUUGGCAGUAGAAAUUUUGAAGGGGAGUGCAUAUUAGAAAUGGCUACAGCAUUUGACUUGGCUCUGGUUAACACAUACUUUCAAAAGAAAUAUGAACACCUUAUAACUUAUAAAAGUGGUCAACAUGCAACACAGAUAGACUAA
Plutella xylostella (diamondback moth) is the source of this 949-nucleotide messenger RNA. The record is from RefSeq and is a predicted model, not a curated record. Lineage: Eukaryota; Metazoa; Arthropoda; Insecta; Lepidoptera; Plutellidae.